Spirometra erinaceieuropaei is the source of this 18976-nucleotide messenger RNA. The record is from the annotation of a GenBank genome assembly. Lineage: Eukaryota; Metazoa; Platyhelminthes; Cestoda; Diphyllobothriidea; Diphyllobothriidae.
AUGUUUGUAGAUCUCGGCAGUGAUCGCGUCCUGUCUGGACGCUUUCCCGCUGGACAGCGGUUGCACGGCCCUGAUGGUUUCGUGGAAAGAGGGCAGGAGGUCAAGGUCGGCGUUAGUCUCCACUUGAGGUCGACAGGCGAUACUGGCGUCGGAGAUGGUGGAUGGACGGUUGAGGACUCUUUUGAAGUGCUCGACCCAUCACUGAAGAAUUCGUGUCUUCUCGGUGAGCAGGAUAAUGCCGUCAGCGCUGAGAAUAGGAGCAGUACUAUUGGCUGUGGGACCGUAGACAGCCUUGAUCGUAACGAAGAAGUUGUUCCAUUCGUUGUGGUAUGCGUACCAUUGGAUUUCCUCGGUCUUACAAGCCGUCCAAGCGUCCUGCACAGGGCGGCGUAGGCUUCAUGAAGGCGUUUCUUCUCGGCGAGCAGGUUGCUGAUGGAGACGUUGUCAUCAAAUCAGUUCUGGUUUAUGGCAACGUGGGGGGUACGUAGACGUUGACGAUGGUGGUGAAUUUGCCUCCCCGGAGGGACAGGCGGAUGCUCAUCGGGCAAUCAUUGGUACCCUGUGGUAGACAGGCCAGUCGUCCAACGAUGUCGUUUCGGAUGGCAAAGGCAACGGCCGCGUCUCAUCGCUCUGCUCUGGGGUGACUGCUCCAGAAAAAAGAUGUAGUCGGCACCCAACUCCUCCAGUUGGCCUUGUUUAGAGAACCGGGUCUCGCUGACUGCGGCAAUGUCCGCCUUGUGGUAUGCCAAUUUCCGAGCAACUAGCAUUGUUCUCCGUCCCGGUCGGUUGCUCCUCGGAUUGUCGAAAAGGGAACGAACAUUCCAGGCUGCCAGAGUAAGCGGACUCACCCUGCCAGUCUGACGAGUGGGGUGGUGGGUAAGAUGAGGGGAAAUAGAGAGCAUGGUUUUUGUUUGAGUGUUUCGACCAUGUGUUUUGCGUCUGUGGGCCAUGGUCAGCCUGCAGACGGCGUGAAUUCCAGCAUUUGUUUGAGACAUCUGUUCUAACCCCGUCCCAUUUGCGUGAGGUGAACAAUACUCUCCUCAAAUAGGGCUGUUCCUUUGUCCCAGAUGACUGCAGGACUCCGCUAUGGGUCACGACUUUGUUUAGUGGCUAAGCGACCCGAGUUAGCCUGAGCCGCCCGCGUGAUCGCUGUCACACUCGCCAUAGGAAUUUCUGAACGGGAGGAGUUGGGGAAUGGGGAAAGGGUAAAGAGACGGUAAGCAGAGUUUCCCGUCCCUCUAUAAACUAACUGGUUGCUGAAAUAUAAAUAGUGAGCAGAAGAAUUCAACAAAACGUGUUCAACAGAAUGGUAGUUAGCUUACAAAAAGGACAACCACAGGCAAGCAGACAAAGGCAAGCAAGCAAAGAGCAGAGGCAGUAGAGCAAUACUCGGCUUACCAAGCCGUCGCUUACCUUGUGGCUUCCAGCAGGGUUGCGGACAAAGCUUCAUCUUGAAGGUGGCGAAACGGUGCUCCGUGGAACUACGGAUCACGUGGUAAGAAUAGAGUAGGGCAGAGGGUAGAGGGAGUGAGGGACAGAGGAGAAGAGCAGAGAAUAGGCACGAAAGAGAAGUAGCAUGAGCGGUUCCAGUCACUGGGCCAGUAGUUUCCCGAGCGCAUCUGGCCUCCUGUGGGGUUGCAGGCGGAGCUUCAUUUCAGAGAAGCCGAAGCGCUGUUUCAUUCGGCCAGCGAUGGGGGAAGCGGAGUUAAGUUACCAUUUACGGAGAUGCUCACACGGACGCUCUCAGAUGGUUUAGCCUGCCAGUCGGGACGGUUACCAGAGUGUGGCCACUAGUCAGAGCUUAGCUUCGGGGAGCUACAUCUGACAGGUUGGUGGUCAUUAAAGGACGCUAGACGUAGUGUACAUCUGAAAGCAAAUGAGCGACCUCCUACGACCGUCACGUGGACCCACAAUAAAACACCCCUACACCCCCAUUGCUAGUAAUAAUAUGCUAAUUACUGUUUAAAACAUCGUAACCACUGUUAGGGGGCACUCACCGAUCGUUCAUACGGAACCCACUCGUUCCGUUGUGCCUUAUGGACUCUCUCUCGAGCCCAACCAGCAGCCGCACAGCGGCGCAUGAUAUAUAGGCAGAAUAGUAUAUAUUGUAUAUUCCCGAUCGAAAACCGACAAGGCAACGGGCCGUGGCCCGGUGAGUAGAGGCGUUGACUUCUAAACCAACAGGUCGCGAGUUCGAGGCUCGGGUGUUCCACACUUCGGACUUGGGUAUGGCUGGCUGACGACGGCUAAUAAGCCAGAAAUGGCCAUUCCAGUCUCCCUUGUCUUUGUCGGUAAUACUAUCGUAACCACUCUUAAUAAUCCCCCCAACACCUACAAUCAGUACUACUAAAACUGCUACUGGCAACGUGGGUAGGCCAGUUAUUACCCUUACUGUCACGCUAUGGUCCCAAAAGUGAGGCGUUUAUCAUGUAUCCGUUCAGUGUAGUGGAAAAUUCCAGUAGAUGGUUUUUAGGAUCGGUUUGAAAACAUAACAAAUUUAUCCCUCGGUUUCUGCUUCUUUAUUGGAUAUUUCCAUCCUGCGGAGGCAUAGUCAACAUGUUUCGAAAAUCUGCUUAGGCUACUUAUAAUAGAUAAGAUGGUAUUUAUCGUUUUGUCAGACAAAGUGCCCGUUACGGAUUUGUCAUAUGGUUUUCGGUGACUUUGUGUCACAUCGGUCUCUGGAGCCAGGGACUAACUUCCGCGCAAACUUCCAAACAGUUUAGUAAUCAGGUUCCUGAGCUGCGCAUUGCGAAAACUUGCGCCAACCGAAUGUUCUGAACAUGGACCAUGUAUAUCGAAUAUUAAGAAGCGCAGGCGAUGAUGUGAAAACGUUUCGUUAUUCGGUAUUUUCUUACGCGAAACCUACUUACAUAAGGGUGAACCCAGUAGAAUAUUUAAAAGAGAAUUAAAGAAUAUCAUAAGCGUACGUCAGAAUUACACUUAAGCCACACUGCGUAAAUUAGUAAACUAUUCUUACCGGCUGACAAUAACAUUUGUCAUGAAGGAGGCACGAUCGCUGAGACAAGAACUUUAUUCACCUGACCUGUUGGAUUCCUGCUCGAAACCAUCAUCAGAGACAAUAGCCGAUACGGAUUUCGUUAUUCACCACGCUUAUUCAUACUGCCUUGCACGUCCCUACUGUCUGAGGCACACGGUAAUGGCCUUGGAACUUUAUUGCUACCCGUUUGAGAUGGCAUCGUUUCCUAUGUAUUCAGUGCCUUCAUUAACCUACGCAGAGUGGACAGCAGUCAGCGAUGUUUGCUGUGUACCGAUAAGAUGGCUCACAGAUAGUCAACAUUGUCAUUAAGGGCAAUCAUUGGAUGUCCCCGAACUUCCACUCGAACGAUUAAUAUCGCACUGGACAAAGUUACUGGCUGUUUAUCGUGCCCAAGACGUGGCGUGAAAACGCGGUGCUGUUGAUGGACAGAAAUUAUUCUCGUCGUUCAUGUCUAACGGCAGAGAGUGAGGUAUUCGAAAAGAACUGUAGUGCUUUGAUACACCAGCUGGUGUCCUACCUUUAGUAGUUACUAAGCUGUACGAGGCGCUGCUUCUUAUUCGGCGUUGCCAAGGUCGUUUGUCCAUCGGAGGGAAUAUAGUUUCGUUCCUUUGACUGCUGUGGAGUAAUUUUAUGUAAAAUAAGUUAAUGGUGAUAUUUCCCUGCUCGGCCAGACAAUCAGGUUAGGCGUUGACUUUCAUCAUCCGAACAAACUCGGUAACAGUUUGCACAUGAAAAUGUGGACGUAAGCAUGACGAUCCUGCAGAAAGUUGUAACAACGAAGGACGCCUCCUACAAAAGUACCCAAAUGCGGUGGGAACGAACGUCAUGUAAACUGACCGUCAAAAUGAACACAUGAGGAAUGAAAACGUAGAUAUCAUCAUGCACCGUACAAAAUAAAUUUUCGCGGAAUAACGGUUACUUGUAAAUUUAUGCUAAUUUGACGCUGCUGUUGUUCUACAAGCAGGCGAUCGCAGUCCACAAAACUUGGUAAUCAAGACUGGUAGCGAAAGGGAUUCGGGUUAUUUCCUGCAACUUCCAGGCGCCUGUAAUGCGAGAAUGGUGGUAAAGGGGGUUUUACUGAUGGGGCCUUAGGGCAGGCCAAGGGAAAGCGGAAAUUUAGGGGGGCAAAGGGUGUCAUAUUCGAACAAACAAAGGUAGUUUAAAGGAAGUGAAAGUGAAUUACUUAAUGUGAAAAUUAAAAGGUGUCUGUAGGACAGUUUAUGAAAGCCACUGGAGUGUACGGUGCGAGGAAAAAAUGCAACGGGAAAGCUGUCAACCAGUAGGAAGUGGAAACACAUUGCCAAGGUCGCCCAGCAAAAUGUUCAAAGGAAAUGAUGGGUGAUCCAGACAACGGCGCAGAACAAAGUGAAGAAAUGGCCACGGGAGGCAGUAAAGAAGUUGAGGAACGUACGUGUGUCGUAUACUUUUUAAUUUAAUAGAGGAAUGUCCAAAAUGAAGUAGCAGCCCAUGAAACCGUAAAGUCAUUUGUUGAACGGGACAGUGAAUUUUUAUGCUAAACCUCCUAUUUUCAGAGUAGACCGAGAUUCCUAUUUGGACUGGGGCAAUGUUUGACAAAGCAGGCUGACAUUAAAAAAAGUAAUGUAAACCCGCCCGGCUUUUCUCGAAGAAAAUGGAUUCAUUAGGUCGGCGACUUCAGUGGACGUAAACCGCACUACAGCAGUGGGAUGAUACAGCGUUCCGCAAGAUGUGUGCUCGAGAGACUCCUGAACGAUAUGAAGCAAAUAAGGGGAAACUUUCCUAAGGCACAUGGCAGAAUCGUAUCCAGUUAAUGACGGUCAACAAACAGUGCUACAAACGUCUCAGCAAACGGACCGGUAGGUAGAUCUAUAGCGUUGAUAGUGACAACGUAGUUGAAAAUACAGCAGAAAGGCAGCACAUGGAAACGGAUAUCCUGAGCCUUUCACAAGCCCAGCCAUGUACAUCACCAAGCAACUACCCUCCAGAGAGGUUGUCUGGUAUAUGUAAUUCAUUAGUAUAAUUUUGUUGAAUACGUCAACGGCAUUCUUCCUAAAAGCAGCGCUCACGGAACGCCCUUCUGAAGCACCUCGGUGACGUAACCUGGCCGUGCGCACUCGCUGUAGUGGUAUCGGAAAGGAAAAGUCAUGGGCGUACGUAGCCUAACCACUCGCCGGAUUGGGAAGGAAAGCGGCUGUAUGGUCAACUGGAAGCCAGCCGGUGUGUACUCCGUCCUAACAGUGCCUUGGACACUAUUUCAACGCAACUUCACCUACUUAAAUAAUUCAGUAGGUUGACCGUAUGACAUUCGUCAAGCCGUGCCGCAGGGCAAAACCUUACUCGAAAACUAAAUGACCUCUUUUAAAAAAGUAAGGCUUACUACGGGCUACGAGAAGAUGCUGCAAAAACCAGAGUCAUCAGAAGAUGUGGGAGUGCUGUCGACUUCUUAGCAGGAUGGCUCCACAGAAGCGCUUAAAAGUUUACAUGGCAUAAUUAGUAGGACCGUUUACGACAGGGAAGAAUGUCUAAAAACAGAAAUGGCAAACGUCAUUAAAAGAGGUUAGGAAGACAAGGAACAAGAGAUACACUUUCUGAACGGGAGAGCAAUUAUCUCAGUGACAGUGAGCCAAUUUGCCGAGCAAUCCUCACACCAGCAUCCGAAAGGGAUGACGAAAUCACAGCCAUUAAUGGCUCGAACGCGGACUGUCAAGCCACCAUCUCAGCGGUGAUUGCGAGAGCUGCUAAUUACAGUACGCAUAUGGUACUCCGGCAGCCGUGUGCUAAAAAUACUGCACUCCUUGUGUCACCAUUACCCUUAUCUGCAACUGUCUCUGAUGAUGGCUUCGAGUGAGAAUCCGAAACGUCAGGCCAAUAAAUGUCUUGUUCCAGUGAUCACAUCUUCGUCUUCUGAACUACUUCCUGGAAUUCGCCUGUCCGCUUCUAUCAGCAAUGAUCCUUAUGCCCUCGGGUAGGCCCUCGAAGGCAGAUGCUAUCAUGUAGCAGUUGCAAUGGUAGAAGAAGGUCUUUCUGAGCGUAAUACUUCAUUCUCCGGUGAACACCCAAACCAGGAGUUCUAGGAACAGCUACACGCAAACAAUGUUUUUGUUUGCUUUCUGAACGAUUGCAUCCGACACCGGUUCUGCCUCUACACGUGCAGGUUAAGGACUAGGGAUGAGACUUAUUCCAUAUAAAGUUCGAUACUAUCUCAACCGGCAUACUGUGGAAAUGAGAGUUAUUCGCUUUAUCAACACCUCACAAGCUCUUUAGGGACAAGCAUAUGCUUAACUUCGUUCUCGCUUUCCUGACGGAUGUUCUCAAAUCAAUGUAGAUAACUAGUACGGAAUCAGUUCACCUAUGUUUAAUCACAUAAGAACUUACUCCCCGCGCCCAGCAAUUCACGACUCCUGGACCAGAUGGAAUCGGCGUCAUUCCAUUUCCAGCCGUGACUAUAAAACGACCGAUUUAACGUCGAAAAAGGCCUGAACCCAGCAGAACGAAACCACUCAAGGGUUGCAGUAAUCUCAAUAUUCUGAUGAUGAGUUGGUUUUUCAUUCGGCCAAUGAUCCACCCGCGUGGGCACUUCGCAGUCAUUUGUAAACAGGACUGUACGAGAAGGGGCAAUUUAGACGAAUUUUGGCACUCUUUUCAACCUCUGUUGAUGAACUCGAGUGAGAAUGAAAGGUCACGUAAGCAUGCCUAUUUUCUGGAUGUUUAACCUUCUUAUUCUUCUUCGAUUUCUAAGGACACUAUCCACCUAUCAUCUCGACCUUUUGGAUUUUUGGUAAUGCAAUUCUCCUCUUGUAAUUCUUACUACUGUAGGCAUCACCCGACCCUUAUGCAUUUAUAAUAUGGCCUACGUUCAGUACACAGUUUUGCAUACCGUUUCCAAAGAAAUCUGAAGUCUUUGCACCAUGUUUGUUCACAAACCACCAAAGCUGGCUUCUGUAUACUUAGCUUUUGUAACUUUUUCUUCCCACUUUGCUCCAGUUAUUGUGUCAGCUCCUCGUCUUUACCCUCACGCCUAUGAUGAUGGGCGUUCAAAGAGAAAAUGUGUGGACCCUGGAUCGAUAAUAACAUGUGACUCAUGUUAUUUGUGGAACCUCUCGUAUGGCACCCAAAAGAUGACCAGUCAGCUUACGAUAACCACAAAUCCCAGCCGGGUCUCGAUCUAUGGGCACAAAGAGACCCAUUCAAGAUGGACUGAAGAAGACUUUAUAGCCUUUACAAAACCGCGAGUAGAAGGAAGCGAUUUCCUCCUUUAUGGGAACGAUCACAGCUCGGAUUUGGACAAAGAUGAUGCCAGUGAGGAUAGUAGCGAAGAAAGGGGUUUCGAAAAUGUUGGUCAGUCUAUUCGCGCCUUCUCCAUCAUGGCCCGCCAGUCAUCCCUGGCCCGAGCCUCGGCCGCAAUCUCAGGUGGCACCAUAGGAAGGAUUUCAAUUAAGGCGACAACUGAGCCUGAAACUCAAAGUAAGCCAACUUAUCCUUAAAUAAAAAGCAGUACUUCUGAAAAUGCUGAAUAAAAUGUUUCAUUGCAUCAUUUUUGGUCAAACCCAACCUCGAGAUAAACUGCAAGAAGGCAGGCGUGCGUAUUCGUUUCACGACUGUUUCCGAUAAGAAGUAGACCCCAGGUCUAUCCUUCACCAAGAAUUCGAAUUAAUGCCCCCUCGAGGUGAGACCUAAGCGCGGAUGCCGUAAAUUUUAUCAUGAUAUUCAGGCAUGCACUCAAGCACAAGAAAUGGCAAAAGCAAAAUUUGGCAAAUUGAAACACAGAUUUUUGGAGCCUCAAAUUGUGUCUGAACCUUCCCCGAGUGCUCAGAAAAAUACAGUAGGUGUGCUAAUUCAUGAAAUGUUUACCGAAAUUGUGAAAUGCGUUUUCGACUCGAAAAGGUUACUCAAGCGGGGUUGUAACAUCAAUCACCGUGCAGCAUGAUCCAAUGAUAAUUUGGUUACUUCAGGAUGCCGGCUUUUGAACGAACUUUUUACCGGUCGUCUGCAAAAAUUGCACAGUAAAAAAUGUCUCCUUAUGCGGUAUGAGUUUUUUCCCAUUGAUUUUCGACGCCCUUAUGAAUGCAAAUAAAUAUUUUUCAGAGAACAUGCAUAAAAUAUUAAUGUUUACUCAAUUACUAGGAAAUUACGUCUUCUGCGAAUUUAUACUAAAGGGAAUGCUUUAAUUCGGCUUUAAAAAUUCUAGAAUCAUGAGAUUUUCCAAGACUGCAAAAUGCCCGAUUAUAAAACAUCGUGUCUCUGCAUUUGGUAAUGCUGCUUGCAAAGUUUACAAUGCGUUCAAACCCACUGGUGGAUUUUAUGAAACCCCAUGGACUCCUUUUAAUACCGUACAAAAAAUGCAUGAUUUUCCGUACGCGAAAAAUAUGCAACUUGUAGUUUGGAAACCCUGAAUGUAAGUGUAACGGCAGGUCGAUUUUGGUAUUACUCCGGAAUUGGAAAAAGUAUUUUUUAAACCAAGUUAAUUUGCAGAAGACGUAAUUUCCUAUCAAAUGAGUAAAAAUUAAUAUUUUUAUGUAUGUUAUCUGAAAAAUAUUUAUUUGAAUUCAUGAGGGCAUCGAAAAUCAAUGGGAAAAACUCAUACCGCAUAAGGAGACAUUUUUUACAGUGUAGUUUUUGCGGCCGGCCGGAAAAAAGUUCGUUCAAAUGCUGGCAUCCUGAAAUAGCCAAAUUAUCAUUGGAUAAUGCUGCUCGAUAACGGAUAUUACACCCCUACUUGAGUAUCUUUUCGAGUUGAAAACGCAUUUCACAAUUUUGGUCAGCAUUUCAUGAAGUAGCGCAUCUACUGCAGAUUACAGGUACAUUCAUUUUUUGGGAGUAUUAAUCGUUUUUUAAGUAUUUAGGGAUUUUCCGUUGGGUCCAAUUUAUUUUAUUAAUGAGCUAAGCAUCUACAACAGCCAAAUGUUUUUCAUUCCUUUCCAAAGGGUAUCUUACUCCUUCCUGGCGAGGCCUCGUAGUUCUAGUGGUUAAAGCGUUGAAUGUACUGAAGCCGUUCCCGUACUACGUGGGUUCGAAUCCCACUAAGCCGCCGAGUUUUUCACAAUUGGGUCAAUAUGAAUUUUUCGAAAAUCUGCCAAAACAUCUAUGAAUUACGUGAGCCUGGUAAUAAUGUGGGGGAUCCUAGGUGAAUUACUUAGGAAAUCCUGCUUGGGCACUCAACUUACUGUAUCAGAUUUGGUGGACUCCAGACGUUGCAGUAGGUUGGGCGGUUAACGUGACCCAAAUAUGAUUAAACUCGCGUCGUUUGUUGGGAACUCGGAGUCCAAGUGGUUAGAGCGUUGGCUGUACUAAAGCCUCCCCUUAGCUGUCGUGGGUUCGAAUCCCACCGAGGCGCCGAAUGUUUCACAGAUGGGCCAAUAUGAACUUGUUAUUGGUUUUUUAUUUAUAAUUUUUUACAGAGGUCAUUUCCAUUUUUAUUCAAUUCACGGAAAACUCAUGAGAAAAAGAUACAUCGCGACAGCGAUUGGUCGUUUUCAAGACGGAUAUCAGCCAAAGCAACUUAAGCGAAACCGCCAUACCCGCUUGGUCUAGAGUGUUCGCUCAAUCCCGGUAGGUGCAGUAUGUGGGCUAACUCAUGAAAUGUCAGCAGAAAUUCCGAAAUGCGUUUCCGUUUCGAAAUGAUUAAUUGAGUAGUGUCGUAUAACCAAUCAUCGCACAGCAAAAUUCUAUAAUACUUCAGUUACCGUAGGAUAUCAGCUUUGGAACAAACUUCUUUUUGGCUGCAUCGUAAAACAUACUCCGUAAAAAAUGACUACUUAUAUAGCACGCAUUUUUAUCAUUGGUUUUCGCUGCCCUUAAGAAUUCAAUUAUAUUUCAUAUUAUUCACUAUAUCAUUAUAUAAAUAUAUUAUUAUAUAUUAUUAUAUUGCAUCUAUAUUAUUAUAUAUUAUAUGUUAUUAUAUAAUUAUUUAUAUUCAUAUGUCGUUAUAUUAUAGGCAUUAUUUCGCUUAUUUAGUAGAAACUCGCGUCUUUUUUGAGCUUUGCACUCGAAGGAAAGGUAUAAUUCGGUUUUCAAAAAGUUUCUAAUCAAGGGAUUUUUUAAAAACGUGAAAUGGCCUUUCAUAAAUUUCCUGUCUAUGCAUUUACCAACGUGGCUUAUAAAGUUAACAAUGUGAAUCAAAUCCACUGCAUAAUUUUAUGAACCCCAUAUGGUAUCCUCAUAAUACGGUAGAGAAAUGUAUAGUUUUCAGUACGCGGAAAUUAUACGACUUGUAGUUGGGAAACCCUGAAUGCAAGUGUAACGGCAUGUCGGGAUCAAAAUUAUGCAGGGAUUGGAAAAGUUUUAUAAAACCAAAUCAUACCCUUCCUUCGAGUGUAAAAUUCAAAGAAGACGUAAUUUUCUACUGAAUAAGCAAAAGAAUGAAUAUUUUUAUGUGCUUUCCAUGAAAUAUAAUUAAAUCUUUAAGGGCAUCGAAUAUCAAUGAGAAAAUGCAUGAUAUAUAAGUAGUCACUUUUACGGAGUAUGUUUUUAGAAGCAACCGAAAAGAAGUUUGUUCGAAAGCCGGGGUCCUGGGGUAACUGAACUAUUAUAGAAUUUUGCUGUACGAUGAUUGGUUUUACAACCCUUUAAUAAAUCUUUUCGAAACGAAAAUGCAUUUCGGAAUUUCUGUUGCAAUUUCAUGAGUUAGCCCAUGUUCUGUAGUCGGAUGCGUUAAGAGCCUCGAUUCUGCCUUGAAUUAUAAAGUUUUUGUGCCUGACGGCAUUAACGCAUAGACCGUUGCCUCAUUCAUCAAAGUACUGUGCCUACUUUCCCCGACUUUUCUGUUUUGCCAUAUCCAAUAAAUUGUUCCAACACAAAGUCGGUUACUGUUAUCGCGGCAGAACCGGUAAUAAGACAGACUGAAGUCACUGUUUCUGACUUAAUUAUUACCGUCGACAAGCCGUUCUUUGGUUUUAGACCUGAAAGACCUGGGCUUUUUCUCCCAACCUAACCAGCGACUGAUUUUAACUCUACCAUUUGGACCAGAGGUUCACGCUUUAGCGUGUCUAUUAGAAAAGUCAAGGUCACCCAGAUGGCUGCCACUUAUCAGGCCUUAUUUUAGAACAGGAAUCGAGACCUAUGGUUUGAUUUCGAGCUUCACUUUUGAAGCCCGUCAGUGGCUGAAUGAUGUCAGGCAAUCAACCGUCCAAUGUUAAAGUACGUCAUAAGCAGGCAUUCCAAUGGACUGGCCAUUUCCGGUUCAUAUUGGCUCAGGUCGGCAUCCGUGGGAUCGGAAAUAUUCAAAGUCGCGGGCGACUGAUGUUCGCUGACUUGUUUUGAUUAAGGAACGCGAAUGAGAAUUUCUAUUUUGCCUUGGAGCUACGGGCUCUCAGACCACGUAGAUGGUUGCAAAGCGUCAGCAACUAAUAAACAAGAGAUGCUGCAAAAAAACAAACGACACUAAAAUGGUCACUUCUGACUUGCCUGGAUUACAUUAGAAGUUUUUUGCCUUGUCUUGUCUCCCGAAUUGGAAUAAACUCUCAAUGACACGCGUGCUUUGCCGAUCUUCUGACGUUUUACGAUACAAACUGCAAGGGGUUUUGCUCCUUAGUGUGUAUAACAGAGGUACUUAUUUCGGUUCUGGUACAUCGUCAGUUGUUUUUAACUUAAAUUUUAUGAUUCUGUCUGACAGUAAUCAACAACUUGUCAAAGGGCCGCAAUAAGGUAGUUCGUUCGUUCGUCCCAAGCGAAGAGAAUCACGAUCGUCCCGGAGAGGACAUAUUAAUUAUUUGCGAAAGAAUUUUUUUAAAAAUAAACAAGCGUUCUCUGCGUCUAUUUCAGUUUCUAUUCCCACGCUCUUCCCGUUAAAGUGACAUAACAUAGUCAGGACCAUUGGAUGUAGGUGUGAGCUCAGUGUCCGAUAGAGUCGAACAAUCCGUAUUUACGCAUCCUACACGAGUCGGUCACAAGUCGACAAAGCUCAGUAUUCAACGAAGAAAUGUCCCCGGAUUUAUCGGCAUGAGAAUGUCAUGGAGGUCGUGUUGAAAAUGACCCAAUUUAAUGUUUCCUUCAUUUCAUAAUUAGACGGAAUGAGUGUUGUUACAAUUCUCGGCGCGUCAUUAUAGUUUUAAAGCACGUUUGGUUACUUGACGUGAGGAAAACUAGACGCUGGAUCCGUGUUGGAUCCCCGUACUCCGCGUAAUACCAGUGGCAAGUCCGAGUUAAGCCGAGAGGGACUGAGGGUGGAAGUAAUAACUGUCAUGCCCAGAACUUUAGUCUAACCUUUGUACAGCAAUAGGUGAGGACUCGAUGAGAUUCAGCGCAGCCUGACUAAUGCGUGCCGCAUGAGCUAUUAUGGGUCUCUCUGGGCCAACACACGGCGGCACAACUUAUACGCACACACGUAUAAAAGCCAGGCCAUCAAUAAUGACAGUGUGCCAGCUAGUAAGAGUAGAUUAGAAUAUCUGUUAGCCACUUAAACGUCAUCGUUGUUGGUCACGUCAAUCCUAAAUUAUACAGUAAGUGACCGAUCUCCUGAAAUGUUGACUGGAAUUCUAAAAUGCGCUUUCGAUUAGGAAGGAUUACUUGGGCGCGGUUGUAAUACUGAUUAUCUUGCGGCGUAAUCCUAUAGUAUUUCGGACUCGGCAGGAUGUCAGCUUUUGAAUAUAAUGCUUUUCAAUCUCCUGCAGAAACCGUACUCGGUAAAAAAUGAUCACGUAAGUAGCAUGCAUUUUUCCCUUUGAUUGUCGAUGGUCUUGCAAAUUCAAAUAUAUCUUAUGGAAACCAUAAACAAAUAUCUGCUUUCUUUCAGUCGUUCACUCACGUCAUCUUUAUAUGUUUCACUCGAAGGAGGAGUAUAAUUAUGUUUUAAAAGAUUUUCAAAUUGUUGAAUAAUUUGAAGCCUUAGCGCUUGGAGCAUUUGCGUUUUCUGAUUUCCGUCUUCAAGGUGCAUGCGUUCCUCGUAAAGAAAACCACAUAUUUUUCUAUGCCUUUAAAAGGAUAUCAUACAUAAUCCAUAAAAUUUUGCAAUGAAUGCGGACUAUGUUGCACAUUUCAUGAGGAGCUGUGGUAAACGGCCAGAUACAAUGCUAUGUGAAUGGACAUUGCGCGGUCUAAACAAAUCUCAUAAUCAGAAACUUGUUUAAAACCUAAUUAUACUCCUUCUUCGAGUGAAACAUAUGAGUAUGACGUGCUAAACCGACAGAAAUAAAGCAUAUAUUUGUUUAUGGUUUCCAUAAGAUACAUUUAAAUUUGCAAGACCAUCGAAAAUCAAUGGGAAAAAUGCCUGCUAAAUAAAUGAUCAUUUUUAACCGAGUAUGGAUUCUGCAGAAGAUUGAAAAGCAGAAUACUCAAAAGCUGACAGCCUGCCGAGUCCGAAAUACUAUAGGAUUAGGCCGCAAGAUAAUCAGUAUUACAACCGCGCCUAAGCAAUCCUUCCCAAUCGAAAGCGCAUUUUAGAAUUUCAGUCAACAUUUCAGGAGAUCGGUCACUCACCGUAAGUCCCGAGUUUCUUAUUUGGUUCAAUGACUUUGAAGCUCACCGAGAUCAAGUGCGCUGUAUUUUGGAGCUACUGAACUAUCCGUCCUCGAUAACAGAAAGCACAUAUCAUUUUGAAGGAGCGCUUACUGGAGAUAACCCAUUCCAGCGCGGCCUGGACUCUGUGUCAUCAUGAAGUAAGCGUUCUCGUCUCACCUGCCUUUCUCCAUGUGUCCUUCGGCAUUCGGGCCAGUUUUGGAAAAGUUUACUACAGACGCUAACAGGCUGAAAAUUAAUGGGAAACAAUAUGUUUGUCCUCUGUCAUGAAAGAGAAAUGAGGAUCUCGGGAAAUAUUACCGAUACAAACUAGAGCGUUCAAUGCGCAGCGAGGCUCUGACAGUCGCCCCGGCCGACCACAGAUGGAGCUUCAUGAUCGACGGAGGGAGAGUGGUCGUCGUCGCAACAACCACCUCGGUCUUCUGUCUCGCCGCGUUCCAAUUUUUGACAUUCUAUCGGUAAAAUUCCCGACAGCAACAAGUUGUGUAACUUUGAAGGGUCAGGAAGCAGCCCCUUCUUUUCAGGUCGCCAAGUACCUAAAAAUUGUACAAUUAGACACCAGUUUUAUUUCAACCAGAGUAUUUGUUGCGUUCUCUCUAUUUUCUUUUCAUUUCUCUUUCUGGCUCCACUUGGCUCCUCCUUUUAAGUUGCUAUUUCUUUCCGUAGUAAUGAGACCUGCGAGUGGAUCCUUCAACCCAGCCGGACGUUCCACUGUUAUUCUCGGUCCAAACGACUACGUCAAUCCAAACAUGGGGUCUGAUGUAAGUUUUACUCAGUCUUUUACGUUUCCACACUAGGCACCAGCUACCUACUGAAGCAUGUUUGAAGUCUAGAGAGGAUCUACAAAAGUGCUCAUAGCGCAGAUAAGUAGGAUGCAUGGGGUCCAUUUAAAAUGACGCACGCAUCUGACAACUGCACGCGGCAGAAUGCCGAUCCAAAGUUAUGGAGCAGCGUACUCAGUCGUUGAUGCUCACACAGUUUUUCGCAAAGCCCAGAAGAAAAUUGUUAUAGUCCGGAAAUAAAUCGAGGCGAAAUCUCUUUAAUGCGACUAACUACAAUGCGUGACCAAUCUCAUAAAAUGUUGGCAAAAAUUCUGGAAUGCGUUUCCGAUUAGGAAGGAUUACUUACGUGGGGUUGUUUUACUGAUUAUCAUGCAGCAUAAUCCUAUAACAUUUCAAAAUCGCCAGGAUUCCGGCUUUUGAAUGGCCUUCUUGCUGACCUCCUGCAAAAACCUUAUUUGUUAUAAAAUGACUACUUAAGUAGCAUUCAUUUUUACUAUCCAUUUUCGAUGGACUUAUAAAUUCAAAUAUAUUUUAUAGAGAACAUGCACAAAAACAUGCUUUCUUUUGCUCAUGUGGUAGGAACUCGUAUUGUCUUCAUAUGUUAUACCCGAAGAAAGUGUAUACUUAAGUUUUAAAAUGUUUCUAAUCAUGAAAUUUUUAAGAGCGUGCGAUGCCCAUGAAUACAAGAUGGCACAUGUCCGUUUACUAAUGCUUCUCGAAAAAUGUACAACACAGUCCGGAUCCAUUGCAAAAUUUCAUGAACUCCAUGUGGUAUCUUCUUAAAGGCAUAGAGGAAUAUAUAAUUUUCCUUGCGCGGAAAGCAUGCACCAAGUAGACUGCAACUGCUAAACGAUGAAGCAAUCGCAGAUCAGACUGGAAAUUAUUCGGGAAUUGGGAAACUUUUUUAAAACCGAAAUAUACACUUUCUUCGGGCAUAACAUAUAUAGACAAUAUGAGUUCUUACCAAAUGAGCAAAGAAAGCACAUUUUGUGCAUGGUCUCUAUAAAAUAUAUUUGAAUUUACAAGUCCAUCGAAAUCGAUAGUAAAAAUGAAUGCUACUUAAGUAGUCCUUUUAUACCGAGUGUGGUUUUUGCAGGAGGUUAAAAAAGUGCAUUCAAAAGCCGACAUCCCAUUUAAGUAAUCCUUCCUAAUCGGAAACGCAUUCCAAAAUUUUGGCCAACAUUUCGUGAGAUCGGUCACGCACUGUAGCCUUGUGAGCCAGAAACAGACGAAAAUCUGGAUUCUUACAGUCCUGGUAGAGCGGGAGCAGCAGAGGUAUCCGGGUGUUUAGAUGCCACCACCGAGUGGAAUUCUACCGACAGUGCGAAAUGACAAAUACUGCCUAUUUUUGAAAAUGCUUGAUGAGUGAUUAAUGAUUUGUUCUGCAUAUGUUGGAAGGUUUCAUUUGGUCCUCCCUCCUUUCGUCACUGACAUUUGCCAGUACCAGACUGCUAUGAGUCGUCCUGGAAGUAAUGAUAUCCGGACUUCUAGUCUAAUACUUUCUGUCUGAUACAGGCUAUGAUGUGUAGUUUGACCUUCUUAAAGAGGUUGAUAUGUCGACUGAGGGAUUCUGCAUUCAAAACAUAGGCCUUCAAGUUGAACUGCUCAGCUUCUGUGCUGUCCUGGCCAAUUUGCAGUAGCAGUAGUCAGGUUUCCAUCCUUCAUUUGGUUUCUCUGUGUCGCUGUGAUCACUUUAGCUGCAGAUUGACGCUCUGAUAAGUACGGAUUUUUCUCGAUAGGACAAGAAAUUUUGAGUCGCGGCUUUGGAUCUAACCACGUCAGAGCACGUCUGAGCAGUCCUCCGACAGCCCAAGUAGACCAAAAUUACCUAAAUUUCAUAAAAUAAUGAAUUUGUUUCAAAGGUCACAUCCGGGUCCUCAAAUUCGCCGGAACUUAAGGAUUAACUGAUGCCAGCGUACGAUGUGCGGUGCAAGUUAAUAGGCCAAGUAUCUAAACUGUUAUGGUAGAUGGUUGCUCACCGAUCAGAUUACGGAGCGUGCUCGGUCCGUUGUGCCAUGGGGCUCAAACUAGAGCUCUCGCAGGCAGUUGCAGAGCGACUUGUAAUAUGGGUAGAUAAGAUGGUACGAAAAAAGACAAGGGGGACCAGAAUGGCAAUUUCCGGUUCGUUAGUCGUCAUCAACCAGUCAUACCCAACUCCAGGUGUGGAGCGCCUGACAUUCAGAUGCUUUAUAAAGUCGCUUGUUUUCUUGGGCGACAUCUGUAGAUCUGUUAGUCAAUCAAGCGUCAGCAACACAGAACUGGUGUUGACUGUGUGGGACCCUGUAUACCGACAACAGAUGAAUAUAUCGAUUUGCUGAAUUCUCUGCAGAGGCCUAGACUUAUCUUGUUUAUGGCAUGGGUAAUUAAUAUGGCGGCUACGAAGUUGAACUCACGACCCGCUUCGAAAGUGUGGGCAGCCAUUUGUGGUAAAUCGUCGUACCGUCGUAUGGUCGCGCAUUAGGACUUAAUAAGUCCUUGAUUUUCAUGAACCUACUGUCCAUGGAAACUUUGAGCGGUUGCUCCGCUGAGCCGGACGAAAUAAUUGCGAUUGUGGUGGAUAAGCCGCAGCAAACAGUCUUACUAUAAUAUCCCUCUAUGUAAUUUUUAAUUAACAUCUUUGCAUAUGGCCUGCUGAGUCAUCCCACGAAGUAAUAUCUAGAUUAUUUCGAUGACCUUUAAGUGUGUUGUGGCCUUCUACACACUGAGUAUGACGCCUUGCCUCAAAAUUUGGAAGUGUCGUCCAGGGCUGAGAACCACAAAAUGUACCAGCUCAUCACUCAAUCAGAUUGUGCUUAUUCGGUAGCUGGAAAUAAACGGCGCUGAGUGCGUAGAAUAACGAAAAGUAGUUUGCAUAACUGAUUCCUAUUGAACGCAGCUGACCACUAGGCGGAGUUCCUGAUUUUUCGGCCUGAUAUCUGGGACCCUGAGUCAAUCGACCCAAUGACCUUAGCACAAUAGCGGAGAAAUAUGGGCCUUCUGUAGAAGUUGCUAGCUUAGCAGCCACGACCGACGUUUAAGCCGGUAUGUAUAGGGAUAAUGAGCCCCUUUGUUAAAAAAGUGCAUGACGCGUGGACGUGACAGUAUUUGCGUUGACAACGUUCUGAGAUAUAACUUUUUAGAAAAAAUUCCAACCUUAAUCAUAGGAGACUCCAAUGCACCUCUUACUGCCCACGCAUCUGGUCCAAACCAUACAUUCGACCGACGUUUAUUGGACAUGACGCUCAGGCUAUUUCUCACUCAGCACGUCUCGUUUCCGACGAGGGUGCACGAAGGGAAACAGUCAAAUUGUCAAAAUCUGGUCCUUAGGAAGUCGCUAAACAGCAUUGAUGAGGUGCAAUAUCUUCCUCCCCUAGGUCGAAGUGACACCCUUGUACUGUUGUGGGGGUACUCCAUCAUUUCUGUGCCCAAACAAGCCAACAGAGCUAGAAGGAACAUUUGGCGCGGCGACUUUGUCGAAAUGAAAGCUGAAUUAAACACCAUAAACUGGGAAUCAGUUUUUUCCGGUGACAAAAUCAAGAAUUGUGACUGUCCUAGUGAGUGAGUUCAUCUCAGAGACCUCUGUCCUAUUUCACGGAAGAACCUGAACAGCAGACCCACAUGGUUAACACAAACUUUACAAAAAGAAGUGAAUAAAAAACAGAGGUUAUGGAGAAAAUUCCACUUGAAUAGGAGCUCUGUGUCGAUGAAGGCAUACAAGGCACAGAGGAACCUAGUUAAAAAAACUUUUCGUCGGGACGCGGCGCAAUUUCGAGGAAGACCUACUAAAUCGGGCCGCAGGAAAUUCGAAAUUAUUCUAUGGUUAUCUAAGAAGAAGCAAGCAAAACAGAGACCCGAUCCCAUUACUGAAAGCUAAUGAAGACUUAGAGUCCAGUGAAAACGGAGAAAUGACAGAGUACGUUUCACAAUUUUUUAAGUUUAUCUUUACGAAGGAAAGGGCAUUUAAUACUCCCGACUGCGACACUGGACGGGCCAACGAUUCAGGCCGAAGCUAUUGUUCGCAGAGAACUAUUGGAGCUGAAUGAGUCUAAAUCGCCUGGGCCGGAUGACAUACAGUCCAAAUUGCUGAAGGAGCUUGCUGGAGAACUAUUUAAGCCGCAGUCCAUGCUCUUCCAAGCUUCGUUCGAAGCAGGCUAUUUGCCCGCCGAUCGGAAAUCUGCACGGAACACGCCAUCUUAUAAAGGCGGCAGCAAGGUCUUAGCAAACGACCACAGACCAAUCAGCCUUACGUCAGCUUGCAGCAAAAUUAUGAAAAAAUAAUUAGGCGAAAAUAAUGUGUUUCCUAGAACAGCAUAAUCUGCUAUGCGAUGCCCAGCACGGAUUCCGUAGUGAUAGAUCAUGCGUGACAAAUCUAUUUUAUUGUUUAGAACGCUGGACCCGGGCAGUUAACGGCGGCAAUACAGUGCGCGCAGUCUAUGUCGACUUUAAAAAAGCAUUCGAUAGUGUACCACAUCAGCGUUUCCUGUACAAAUUAAGCCAAAGAGACAUUAGAGGUAAUCUCCUAAGGUGGAUCCAAAGCUUCUCCAUCGGUCGCUCUCAAAUCGUCCACGUCGGUGACAGGCAGUCAGCGGAGGUAGCGGUUGAAGGCAGUGCUCCUCAGGGAUUCGUUCUUGGCCCUACCCUGUUCAUUAUAGACGUCAACGACUGCUUCAGUGAAUUGAAUUGUGAUGUCGCCAUGUUUGCUGGUGAUUUUAAGCUUUGGAGCGUCAUCCUAACUGAAUUUGAUGAAGAGCGCUUGCAGGCAAACCUGAACCGGCGCGAGGAAUGA